Molecule: messenger RNA, 2035 nt
Organism: Rana temporaria (common frog)
Lineage: Eukaryota; Metazoa; Chordata; Amphibia; Anura; Ranidae
Gene: PDYN
Product: prodynorphin
Exons: 3
Coding region: 249-1082 (277 amino acids)
Biological process (GO): sensory perception; neuropeptide signaling pathway; chemical synaptic transmission
Cellular component (GO): axon terminus; plasma membrane; dendrite
Molecular function (GO): opioid receptor binding
Source: RefSeq, a predicted model, not a curated record
GUCUGUUGAACCUUGUAAUUACGUUACACAGUGCGUUUCUGUGUACACCGCAACACAGCUCAGUGUUCAAAGCUUCAAUACUAAUUGUCUGCUUCUGUGUUUUAAGGAUCGGACCAUUCCAAACAAAAGUGGAUUUCCCGCAACAAAAGGAGUGUCUGAGGACUGAAGAUCCCUGGAGACAAGUAAAAAAAAAGAAGAAGGGGAUUGCGCAAAAUACCUAUCACAAAGAGCUCCCUUAUCUGGACACGAUGGGCUUGCUGCUUCUGAUCAUGCUCCUGAGCUUCUCUGCCCCAAGAGCCAGCUGUGCAGAUUGUGUGUCCUGGUGCUUCUCCUGUGCCAUGCAGCUACGCUUCACCAAUACCCACUUUAAUCCAUUGGUCUGCUCUUUACAGUGUGAAGGGUCCCUGUCAUCUGUUACAGAGUGGGAACGGUGUGAAACAAUCCUUUCUCCUUUAGGAACCAUUCUUGAAGUCUCUAAAAGGGAACAGGAGCGAGUGCCCACCUCUGCAGACCUUCAAGAGGUGCCAGAAAAGCGCUACGGAGGGUUUAUGAAAAAACUGGAUAAGAACAAGUUCUUGUUCAGCUCUCCAAAACGAGAGAGCGGUGUCUUUCGAGGUGAAGAUGGGAAGGCCUAUGGCGGUCUCUUACACAAGUAUGGAGAGAGGGACAUCUUGGAGAUGGCUGACCCAGAUCAGGAAACAGAGAUCAGUGAGGAAUCAGAGGAGCACAACCAAGCAUGGAGCACAAAAGAUGAGAAAAAGCGUUAUGGGGGGUUCCUACGCAAGUACCCCAAGAGAAGCACGGAGAACUUACAGGGUGUGGACUUGAAGAAGAGAUUCAUCGACCCAGAGAUUUCCCCGGACCAAGGAGUGGAGGAAGUGGAGACGGAGCAGGGGGUAGAAACAGAGCAUGGAGUGGCGGAACUUCAGAAACGCUAUGGUGGGUUCAUGCGCAGGAUUCGGCCCAAGUUAAAGUGGGACAAUCAGAAGAGGUAUGGCGGAUUUCUCAGGCGCCAGUUUAAGGUCAUAGCAAGAUCAGAAGAGGAGCCCAACACCUUUUCAGGGGAGUUGUCUGAUCUUUAAGAUAUAGUCAUGUGUGCUGAAGGUAAACGGGAGGUGGUGGAAGGAGGAAAACCAUCUCAAAUCCUUAAAUACUGCUCCCUUCAUAUCUCAUUGCUUCAGUCAAAGUGGACCUGCCUCCAGUAUACAACCAGAGCAGACAUUAUGUGGGCUUGGUCAAUUCACUUGAAUUCCUAGUUAGUAGGCCACAUAAUAAUCAGCUCACAAAAUGGCUGCCUCCAAGGAAUUUUGGUUGCUGUCGCUGAUCCCUUCUCCUGUAAAUGCAAAACACCUGUCUGCUAUGCUUGAUCCAAUGGUGUCUAUACUGAAACAAGUAUGCCGACCAGACUUCAUUGGCCACGUGCUUGUUUCAGGUCAGUGACGGUGAGAAAAUACUGAAGCCUGAGGAGGUCAGCAAUGGCAUGCUACGCAAUCCUCUCAGGUUUCCCUUAAAGGAAGUAGUUAUACCAUGUAGCCUAUGGUAAGAACAAACAAUAGUCACUCACCAUAGACCAGUGAUGGCGAACCUCGGCACCCCAGAUGUUUUAGAACUACAUUUCCCAUGGUGCUCAAAUUGCUCUGCAGAGUGCAUGAUCAUCAUGGGAAAUGUAGUUCCAAAACAUCUGGGGUGCCAAGGUUCGCCAUCACUGCCAUAGACUCUAUUGGUAUUGUCAGCUGCACAUGUUUUGGACCGUUAUCCCCUACAGCUAGGUGUUUAGCGCCUUGGCAUAAAGACUUUAUAUCCUGUACCCUGAAGACCACAUCACCUAAAGUCUGUAGAAAACACUACAUACGCUCAGAAUAUAUAAAGCAACAGUCUACCCAACAAGGGUAUUGUAGUAAGUUGUAUGUUACAGUGCCAGCAUUGCUAUCUCUUCUUCUCCAGGUGUUGAUGUGGUUUAAUAAUUUAACCACUUCAGCCCCGGAAGGAUUUACUCACUUCCUGACCAAGCCAUUUUGUUUGCAAUAUGGCACUG